CCGUUAUUGAUGAUGAAGAAGGGGAUGCAGGCGUCCAACCCCACCAAGCAUUCCUGCGCUUCUGGGCCGAAGACGGCUCGGAAGGUAUCCAACCCGUGAAAGUGGGGGCCAACGGGAAAGGAAAAUUUGAACUUAAUGCUCGUCGCCCCCCACCGGGAAUUCCUCCGACAGUAAGGGGAAUGGUUCUCAACGUUGACCUUAUACUGGGAUCAUUCACGCGAGCCCCGGCCACCAUACCACUGUUCAAGCUCAAACUCCCUGCUUCUUUGGCAGUCCCCCCUCAUCCCGAAGAAAGUAUGUAUCAUUCGCGCCGCCCUCUUUAUCACACAUUCAGAGCGGAGCAACGCACUCCCCCGGCGGCUAUUUCGCUAAUAUUUGUUGCCCUCGCACUGAGUCCUUGGAUCCUUCUUUGCACAUUGCUCUCCCAUCUGCCACUUCACUUCAAACCAAGCACUUCUACUGCACCUUUCAUUUUCCUUCUUGCAGUGUUUGAGGCUUUGAUUGUUUGGUAUUGGGUUGACCUACGAAUCGGACAAGUGCUGUCUUAUGGAGCCGUUCUCGCUCUCAUCACGGCAGCUGCUGGGAAAAGAGCAUUACAGUCAAUUUAGUACCAUUUGUAGGGUAUCAUUGAUGCAGACAAAGUAUUAAAAAGAUAGAACUCUCUCACGAGACAGCA
Cantharellus anzutake is the source of this 676-nucleotide messenger RNA. RefSeq lists its product as uncharacterized. Lineage: Eukaryota; Fungi; Basidiomycota; Agaricomycetes; Cantharellales; Hydnaceae. Gene Ontology annotation, cellular component: membrane; oligosaccharyltransferase complex. The coding region runs from base 180 to 608 and encodes 142 amino acids. The record is from RefSeq and is a predicted model, not a curated record. The transcript has 3 exons. Gene Ontology annotation, biological process: protein N-linked glycosylation.